Astyanax mexicanus (Mexican tetra) is the source of this 1687-nucleotide messenger RNA. It is a transcript of the gene drc2, whose product is annotated as coiled-coil domain containing 65. Lineage: Eukaryota; Metazoa; Chordata; Actinopteri; Characiformes; Acestrorhamphidae. Bases 171 to 1637 code for a protein of 488 amino acids. Gene Ontology annotation, cellular component: axonemal dynein complex; axoneme. Gene Ontology annotation, biological process: axonemal dynein complex assembly; cilium-dependent cell motility; regulation of cilium movement. The record is from RefSeq and is a predicted model, not a curated record. The transcript is spliced from 9 exons.
UGAAGUUGUGCUGUUGCCGUGGAAACCGUCAACAGAGAGGGGCCAGAGAGAUGGGGGAGAGGUUCACAGCUCAGAUAACUUCAUGAUCUUCUCUCUGUGUCAACUGUUCAUUUAUUACUGGAACAAAACCAGUACUGAGUCUGUCCAGGCUCUGGAAGAGUAGAGCAGCCAUGCCGAAGAAAGUGGGGAAGAAAGGAGCUGGGGGGAAACAGGCCGCCAUGACUGAGGAGGAGAGGUUGGUGUACCUGCAGCAGAAAGCACAGGCUGAGGAAGACAACGCCAGGAGAAAAGAAGACAUGCUGACUCAGUUCCUCAAGGAUAAGCUGCAGAAAGAAGAGCGAAACAGUGCUAUAAACCUACACAAACUGAGACAGCAGUGGCGCACUGUCCUUCGCCAGACUCGAUCAGUAGAGCUGCGAAACGACAUUUCAGUCCUCAGCCAGACCUUUGAGAGAGUGCUUGAUUGCAAGGAGAGUGUCAUUAGGUCACUGGUGUCAGAUCUGAGUGAAGCAGAGCAGCAGUCAGCACUGGCUUGCCGGGCGCAUCUUCAAUGUUUGGAUCGUCUGUUGGAGCUACAGAAAGAGCAAGUGGCUGCACUGGCUUUACAAUGGAACAAAAGCCUUGAAGAACUUAGAUCUGAGUUCGAUACUGAGAGGGAGCAGAUUGUGAUGCAGAAUCAACAGGAAAAUGCCUGUCUGAAGAAUGUCACAUUUGCACUGGAUCAGCAAUAUGCAGAAACAAACAACGAGGCUGCACAGGAAUAUUACAGCACCCGUGAUGAGAUAAAAAAUCAGCACAAUGAGGAGAAGCAUGCGAUUCAACUUCAACUGGGAGGAACAAUAAAGGAGUUAUUGCGGCAGUAUCAGCAAGAGCAGCAGAGCUACAAGGAAGCACUUAAGGUCCAAAAAAGUUUACAGACUAGUACAAAGGAGAUGGACCAACAAAUGAGACAUUUGCAGGAAACACAGGACUCCAUCAAUACACUGCGUCUUCAGCUGACCUCCAGUCAGAAGGAGAGUGAGGCGUCUGCACGUGACCUUCGUGCAGCUCGUGAGGAGGUCACCUGUAAGACCCGACAGCUCCGAGCUAAGAUCAGUGUGGCUCGGGCAGCUGAGAGAAGAAAACUAGCCAAUCUCACAGUGCACAGCAACAACACCACUAAGAAGCUGCAGGACAUCGUGGGAAAGGGGGAGAAACUGCUGCGUCUGGCCGAAAUGUGUCGCAAGCUUGAGACAGAGCAAGAGAAGGUUCUUCCUUUUUACAUUUCAUCAUUAAGUGCUGAGGAGUUGAGUCAGGAGAGAGCACAAGCAAUGGAACCACCAUCAGAAGAACUGGCACAGGCAAUGCUGGACAACACUGCACUGGAAAAAUUCUGGCAGCGUUACAACAAGGUUCUACUGGAACACCUGUGCCUGAAGCGGGAGAAGGCAGUUCUAGGUCGGCAGAAUCAGCAGUUGAGGGCUCUUCUCAAGCAGUACAUGGAUGGAAUCUCGGUCAGCGAUGAGAUCCUACACCAGCAGAACCCACUGCUCAUGGUGUCCCGUCCAUCACCACAAUCCAGUUUCAAUUCGGAGGCACAAACACACAAGCGCUACACAGUCAUAGAAGCAGCACAUGUAGUGCAACACCAACUGUAGUGAAUAUGCAGACACCUAGAAACAAAUCUAACAGAUUUAUUAGAAAGAAA